AUGAGACACAGAUUACCGGGACACGUGGACAGGCUCCGGACAUGGUUCACCCCUUUCUUUGCCAGCCCAACAUUCCGUGACGAUGCUGAGCCCGGGAAGCACAUCAUCGCAGGCCUCAUUAGUGAAAUGGCCAGUGGGCUUGCCAACCUGGUUACAGUUCCCUCUAUCGACGGCGACUCUGAAACGGAAAACCGAAUUCAGGAAGCCGUCCGCAGGUCGCUGCGCUUGUCACCCUUAGACGCAGGCCAAGAAAUCGCCGUUACCUCUGAGAACACAGGGGGCACAAGGGUAUUCCAAGUAGGUGGCCUUGUGGCGCAGGGCACAGAUGGCGUCGCGUUUCAAGUGACCGAUCUGGAAACGAACUCCCACCGUGUUCUCAAGGGCUUCGUCAUGAGAGCUCCUGAGACAGAGCGCCAGAUUACAGAAAGAAUUAUUAGGCUUGGACGUGUUCUACAGAAGUCGUGGAGGCGCAUGAGUGCUGACGACGCGUUAACGAAAUUGCGGUUCCUGGCCCCUCAGGAUUUCGUUCGUUUCGCGGAAGCGGACGACCCGUUUCUGGUGGUGGGAAUCGUGCCAAACGCGUUCUUCGUUUACCCGCAUCCAGCCACCAGCCUAGACAGGGUUCUUCUGGUCAUGCGCGAGGACGAGCGCGUGCGUACCAGCGCCGGGGCUCGCCUGUUACUGCUGAGCGCAACGACUCAAGUUAUAAGACUGGCCGCCUGUUACCACACACUAGGGCUGGUCCACGGUCACCUCCACCCAGGAUCUUUUUUCGUGUCGGAAGAUGGUCGGCUUCUGCUUGGUUCUUCUAGAGACGUGUACCAGCAAGGUGGGACAUAUGAUACAGUGCGGCACCGGUCUAUGCUUGCAGCUCCCGAAUUCACUUCACACAGGUUCACAUAUACCUAUGGCUAUGAUUCGUGGCAGCUUGGAGUCAUCCUCUACUAUCUUUGGUGCGGCCAGUAUCCGCAUGGUCUUGGUCAAAGCUCUUCAGUGCCUCAUGCUGACUCUAGCACGGAGCUUUCCUUUUCGUCGAGGGAUUGUCUUUUUGCUCCGGUGCCAUCGCCAGUCCAAAAUCUCAUCCAGGCAUUUUUGCAACGGUCUCGGUGGCGUCGAGUGCUUGCACGCAAGGCCUUUUCGAGCGAGGACUACAAACGGGUCGUGGCCGCUACUCUGGAACUUGUGGGCGAGCUUGAGAGCGAUCCAGGCAGCCAGUGA
Messenger RNA from Besnoitia besnoiti, 1218 nucleotides. RefSeq names its product rhoptry protein ROP5. Bases 1 to 1218 code for a protein of 405 amino acids. The record is from RefSeq and is a predicted model, not a curated record. The transcript has a single exon. Gene Ontology annotation, molecular function: ATP binding; protein kinase activity. Gene Ontology annotation, biological process: protein phosphorylation. Lineage: Eukaryota; Apicomplexa; Conoidasida; Eucoccidiorida; Sarcocystidae.